CCUCAAUCCACAACAAGUCCCAUUUGGGAGGGCCAUCUCACUCAACACAUUGGGCGGAGACAGCAACGAGACGGCCAGGCUGGAGUAGACACCGCCAUCAUGACACUGGCACCGCACGAGAGCGGCCUGUCCAGGUCGUUUGCCGUCGAGGACAACACUGACCUCGCACUGCUCGACCAGCACCUACUCAAGACAAACACGCUCACAAAGCACAUGACAACCAUCCUCCACCAGCUGGACACGCGUCUCUCAAGACUAGACAAGUCGAUCGGCAAGCUUGGAAUCCGCGAGAUCACGCGACAGAGUUCAAACCUUGACGCCGCACUCGAGAUCCUCACCGGGACGCGGCCAGCGCCAACGGCGUUGAGCCACAAGGCAUCGUAUGGCGGCUCAUCGGUCAACAGCCAUGCUGGUGUCAACGGAACGAGCAGCAGGGCAACCAGCAAGGCGGGCAGCAGGGCUGCCAGCUCGUCGGGCCACCAGAGAGGGCUGAGCUCGAGUCACACGUUUGGCAACCUGGCUGCCGAGGCGCCGGCCAAAGACCCCACGACGCCUCCUGUCCCGUCAAUAUCUGUCAUGGAGCGUGGGCGCGCUGUUCCCCGGCCCGAUGUUGUGCCACGAUGGGCGACCGAGACGCCUACGCCAAGCUCGACCAACUCGUCGACGACGCGAACAAGAGUCACGACACCGCAGACCAACACUGCUGCUACGACGCCUCAGCAGCCUGCCUGGACUCCGAACGCUGCGUCCGAUCUCCCGUCACCGGGCGGUGCUCGUGCCAUCGUGUCGAGAGGGCCAGACAUUAUGAGCAUCGGCGAGUACUUUGGCGCGCUCGAGGUUCUUAUCGCCGACCUCGAGCACAUGAACCAGGGCUUGGCAGAAGGACGUGGCGGAACACGCGAGCAGGGUGUUGCGGAGCUGUCUGGAGUGAUCGAGCAUGGGUACGGCAGCGCGGUACAAUUGUUGCUCAAGCUCGUGCGGGACACGCUACCCCGGCCAUUCGAUGCCGCGACGCUGGCUGACUCGCCGCCUUCGUCUGCCCAGGCGUGGUACCCCCAGCUCACAACCAUCAUCCCAUUAUCAACACGGCUCGUUGGGCUUGUCAACCCCAACACCCCCAAGGCGAUGGACGUGUUGCAGCCCAUCCUCAACAACUGCAUUUCUGACAUUGCGUCCAUUCGCGGAGACUGGAUCCGCCGAUCGCUGUCGUCGCUUGCGGCGCGCACCGAUGAGGUCAAUGGUGGCGGCUCAUGGGAAGGCAGAGGCGGCGAGAAGGUCAAGCUAGUCAUGCGGUUGUGGGAGUCCUUCCUCGUCGCGGCUGAUGCAGAGGCAUCUGUAGCCCAGCACGCAAUGCCUGGGGACGCUGGUCAGGCCCUCGUCACGUUCACACUCGUCCACGCCUUGACAGUGCUCACCUCGACCAUGAACCAGGUCGUUGCACAGAUCAAGCGGUCCCUAUCGGCUCAGACCUUGGUCAUGCUCGACCUCUUCUCAUGUCUGGCCUCGUUCCAGCCACGAUACGAGAACAAGAUGGCGAGCAUCGUUGGCCAGCUCCCCGAGGGACGAGACAUUGUCGGUGCACCCAACGCGCCUAUCCAGACUCUGAGAGGACUGGCUCUUCGAUCGUUCCCCGAGCGGCUGGUUGACAUUCGCGCUCCAUCGCGAAACUCUGGCAUGUCCGCUGCUAUCGACGACACGACACACAGCACACUCGCGUUCCUUGAGGCACUGCCAUCGUUCGGACCCCUGGUCGAGGGCCUGCUCAGAUCAGGUGGCAGCCACGAGAGAACGUGGCUUAUGGGCAUGAAGGACCACCCGUCCCCUGCGCGCAACGCUGCAGAGGAGGGCGGCACCCUCAACCUCUACGCGGCCGAUACUCUUGGUACACUCCUCAUCCACCUCGACCAGCAGGCCAAAACGAUGCGCAGGCCCAUAUCGUCUACGUACCUGCUCAAUAACUUGUCAUACAUCCGCAACACGACGUCGUCCUUCAACGCGGAUAUCAUCGGCCCCGCGGCAGAGGACAUGAUGAACCGCCACUUCCGGGAAGCCAAGUCGCAGUACAUUGGCGACUGGCAGGCAUUAGUCCAGACACUCAGCAUCCAAGCCCAGUCGCGAUUCCCUGGUGGAUCGACCGACAAGCAGUCGGCCAAGGAGUCUGCGGCUGCGUUCUUUGAGAAGCUCGUCGACCUCGAGUACACAUGUCGCCAGCACCCGCUUUCACGACAGGACAUUGACUUGCGCGACCGCGUCAGCGCCGAGGUGACCGAGCUUGUCUCGUCGGCGUACCAGGCCUUCUGGACCAAGGCGCACGGCAAGUACGACAAGUACCUCAAAUACUCGCCCGAGGAGAUUCAGCGGCGCGUGCAGGCCGUAUUCCGGUGAUUCUUGUGAUCUUGGCUGCCUCACUCUUGAGAUUGUACAGUAUAAUGUUGCGC
Messenger RNA from Vanrija pseudolonga, 2438 nucleotides. RefSeq lists its product as uncharacterized. NCBI's taxonomy places the organism in Eukaryota, Fungi, Basidiomycota, Tremellomycetes, Trichosporonales, Trichosporonaceae. Gene Ontology annotation, biological process: exocytosis. Gene Ontology annotation, cellular component: exocyst. The record is from RefSeq and is a predicted model, not a curated record. Bases 100 to 2385 code for a protein of 761 amino acids. The transcript has 8 exons. Gene Ontology annotation, molecular function: phosphatidylinositol-4,5-bisphosphate binding.